Molecule: messenger RNA, 1854 nt
Organism: Zasmidium cellare ATCC 36951
Lineage: Eukaryota; Fungi; Ascomycota; Dothideomycetes; Mycosphaerellales; Mycosphaerellaceae
Exons: 1
Coding region: 1-1854 (617 amino acids)
Molecular function (GO): DNA binding; protein binding
Source: RefSeq, a predicted model, not a curated record
AUGACCGAGACGCCCAACCGUUUAUUCGCUCUGCCCGAUGAGCUGCUUGAAGCAAUUGUUUCAUACUUACCACCGACGGCCACACUCUGCUUCGGCACGACAUCCCGCCGAGCGAACAAAAUCACAUACGAACCUUUGGUAUGGCGUCGCCACUGCACCAGCACAUGGCGGUACUGGGAAAAGAGCCAUGUGCUAGAAGAGAGGCUCGAGCUUCCACCGACCCGGACUAAAUGGCGGCACUUGUUCAAUGAGCGACGGAGGAUUGAUCGAGAGGCGCAAGAGCUAUUCGAUCAGAUGCUUACGACACAGCAAUGGCGAUUCGAACGAAUGGAGAAGAUCGCCUCCUGGGGAUACGAUGUCAAAGACUUGCUACUACAGCUAAGAGAUGCAACGCCGGACGAUGCAGAAGAUGCCUUGUGCCGACGAUACUAUGCCAAUGCGAUCUUGGGGCAAGUACAUCGAGCAACGGCUUUGGAGAAGUGGACGCGCUUGCAGAAGAGACAGAUGGUGCGGCUGGAGGAGAUACUAGGCGCAUACGAUCUUUUCGUUCUGAGUGGCGAGAAGGGAGACUUGGAUGAUAUGGAUCGCGAGUUCGACAGGCUCGCAGCAGCUAUCAGGGCACGGGAUGAUGAAUUCGACGAUCUCCCAAUUCGAAGAAAGGCAGUACAAAUUGCCAAAUUCUUGAGAAGUGAGAACCUGGUGGGCAACCCAAGCGAGGACGACUAUCACGCAUUGAGGAAUAACUUCAUCAGCAUGGCCUUGUUUGAUGAGGUACAUACUUCAUUACCUCUGCAGAGUGUCGCCAUCUACUGUGCAGUGGCGAGAAGACUGGGCGUCAACGCAAAGCCAUCGAACUACCCUCAACACGUUCACGCAGUCAUUGAAGCUCCCGCAGAUCAAACUCUUGAUGGCAGACCCAAGAUACCCACGCAAGGCGACGAGCCAGAGCUGAUGCAUAUGGAUCCGUGGCGUACCUCUGAAGAGGUUCCAAAUGAACACCUCACGCUGCGACUCCUACAAAUGGGGGCUCCUGCACAGCAGCACCAUCACCAUCUCGGUGCCACAUCUACUCUCGAAAUCGCCAUGCGGACCAGUCGCAACAUUAUGCAUUCUGUACAAGAAUCUCGCGAACGCCAACGAGGCAUCUCAAGACGUGUUACACAUCCUGACAUUGAAGCAGCCUGGUACAGCAUGCUCUGGUCCAUGCUUGUGCUAGGCGACUCCAACUCAGCCACGACCCUGCACCGCCGUCGCCAAUGUCUCCCGUACCUCGUCGACCACUUCCAAGCACACUUCCCGGAGGACAUCGGUCUGAUUGAGAAAUUUAUACCACCCAUGUUUGAAUCUGAACGAGAACACAACAUCCUGAUGCACCUCAUCACGACAGCACGCACCGCCGAUAGAAAUCGCAAAGCACCCAGCGAAAGAAACGAGCGAACCGAAAGCGUGAGGCUCAAGAUCGGCACACACUUCAAACACCGCCGCUACGGCUACGAAGGCGUCAUCGUGGGCUGGGACAUCAAGUGCGGAGCGGAGCAGCGAUGGAUGGAGCAAAUGCGCGUGGAUGACCUGCCGCGAGGAAGGGAGCAGCCAUUCUACAACUCUGUGUAUGCCUCCCCGCCGAAACGCUCGACACGAGCGUACUACUACGUCGUUGGCAGUUCAGACGCUAACGCUUCUUCUCCUAGCGCGGACGACAAGUCGGUGCGGUAUGUAGCGGAGGAGAACAUCGAGGUGGAUGAGAGUGAGCCGAGUCCGGUUUUGAUGCAGUUGGCGGGCAGGUACUUCAAGCGGUGGGAUAAGGAGGGGAGGACAUUCGUGUCGAAUAUCAAAGAUGAGUAUCCCGAUGAUUAG